CAGGACUCCUGCUCGACAACAUCAUUCGACCUGUGGUCACACUCGGCAGACGAACCGACCUUCACAUAUCCUACGCUCGAAUGUAGCGUUUCUUUCGCAGUACAUUAAUCCUUCACAAAGAUGCCAAUACUAGUACCAGUAAACGACCAACAAAGGCAGGCUGAAAAUGGAUGUGAACUUGACAACACACAGAAGAACAGCAGACAAAAAAGCUCCCUUGAAAUGAUCUAUUCUGACAACAGAAUUAUAAUCAACUUCUGUGUUCCAACGACUCAAGAUGGCGUCACCAGGCACACCCUGCUGUCUGCCUUGGAGCUAAAUAACAACAGAUUGCUGGACAAGGACAACUCCCUUAACCUCACUGGGAAAAACACUCCAACCAGCGGUUCCCGGUUCGAUGAACAUACAGUAACCAGGAGGUCCACAGAGGCAGGAGAAGAAGACCUCAGCCAAGGUCUUCCAGCGACAGAGAGCUCUGUUCAAGCCUGGCCAUUGCGCUAUAUUCAACAGCAAGCUGAGAGAACGUAUCAGAGUAUAAGGCAAUGGGUGGUAAGACUGUUCCUGUACCUAGCAGGACCCGUCCCGACGAGACAGAGGUGGAAUAGCACGGCAGACAGCAUUAUGGGGCUGUUGGCUGUAGUGGUGGGCCUGGGCAACAUGUGGGGAUUCCCAUACUACUAUUACAAACAUCAAGGCGCGUACUUCCUCUUCGCCUACGGCAUCGUCCUGCUGUUCAUCGGAUUCCCUUUGUAUGUCGUCAACUUAUCCAUAGGACAGUACCUGAGUCUCGGUCCCACAAACGCUUACGCUUCAAUGGCGCCUUUAUUCUCUGGACUCGGCUGGGCAAUGGUGAUAUCAUCCGCUCUCGCAAGCACCUACUACGCAGUCGUUUUGGGCUGGACCAUCACCUAUAUCCAACGCUCUCUCAUGGGAGACUAUCCUUUCGCCCCAGAGUCCACAACUACAGGACGAAAUGAUACCUACCAAAGGGCAACGGAUUUUUUCAGAAAUGUAGUCCACUUGAACGAGGACGGCUUCGUGAAUGUGAUCCAGCAUCAGUCAGUUCUGAGUCUCGGUCUAGUCUGGCUGUUUGUUACGAUUUUCCUGGUCCGUGGCAUCAGGAGUUCCAGUAAGGUCGUAUACUUCACCAACACGUUCCCGUACGGCGUAAUGAUACUACUUUUGGUCUAUAGUUACUACUGGGAAUCCACGAAAGGAAGCACCAAUUUACAUUUCUUCACACCACAGAAGAAUGCCACCGAACUGUUAUCACCGGAAAUAUGGGCUGAUGCUGUGUCACAAGUUUUGUUUACCCUGGGUCACUUUUUCGGAGGCGCCAUAACCCUGUCUUCUUACAAUGACCUGCGACAAAAUACGCUCCGGACUGCGCUCUCCAUCAUCUUGUGGGACACUGCAACGUCCUUACUCUAUGGGUACUUGGUCUUCGUUUCACUGAACAAGCUGACUUCUGGUCCUGACUUGGAUGUGGACAUUGGAACUGUGUUUAACGCUAAUCAAACAGUCAGCAGAAUGGGCAUGGAAGUCGUCUUCAUAGCGUACCCCGCUUUCUUGGCUGAUUUAAACUCUAGUUGGUUUGUGCUCUUCUUCCUGAUGAUCCUGACACUGGGCAUCGAUUCUCUGAUGGGAUUCGCGGAAAUUGUCACAACGGCCCUGUUUGACAACUUCACCUGUCUACGGAGUCGCUACUUCCCAAGCGUGUGCACAGUCGUUCUCGUGAUGUUUCUCCUUGGUCUCCCCAUGUGUACAGGCAACGGGUUCUACAUCGUGGAGUGUAUGCACUCUUACACGUGCCAUCUGAGCCUUCCUCUCCUUGGGAUCACACAUAUUGCCCUCGUCUGCUAUGUAUUUGGAUUUGAUGAUCUGAUGGCAAUCUUAAGGCAGGAGUUGAGAGUCACAGUUCCUAAAUUUAUUGAAUGGUACCUGAAGUUGUCGCUGAAGUACAUCUGUCCUGUGGCCUUUCUUUGCCUCAUCAUAAGUACAACGUUAAACACCGAAGGCCUGUGGGACAGCAGACUCACCCCUAUAAAGUGGAUCCUUUCCAUCUUCCCAUUUCUCCUGGUGCCAGCCUUCGCCAUUUACAAGGUCAUCCGUUUUAGAGAUAGGGACUGGCGUUUGCUUCUGAGACCAACUAAAGAUUUCCUUCCAGCGUACCUGAGGGAGCAUUCCAAUAGGCCAGACAUGUUUAUACUAGCAGACUACUGAAACCACCUUGCUGAUCGCCGGGAACAAGUCCACAAGGAUCUGAUGGGCAAGCAGGGACGUUCUACUGUAAAUAUAGCAUCAAUUAGGCCUAGAAGUACAAUUCUCAUCUCGUUAUCACUACACUCAGACCAGAUAUUCUCAGCAUAUUUCGGUCCAAGACCCAAUAGUCACUUCCGGCUCAACUUGUCAUAGAUAUCUCAGUGGUAACAAGAACUGGUUGAUGAUCUCAACCAGCAGACGUCAAAUCACCAAAAGGCUCAAAGUGAAACGGCUGGACCAAGAUCCAAGGAGCCAACUCUAAGCACUUUGGCUUAGACAAUAUUUCAUAGAAACUUCGAGCACCUUAUUCAACAUAAAAAAUGCUAUUGGCCAAAGUUGUUUUCACCUUGAAUAAAUGAGUCAUAUCGUAAAGUUGUUUACAAAAACAGAUACAUCUGCAAGAUGACACGACAAAACCUAGGGAAGUCUUGUGACUCCUCUGGUAAUUUGCAGUAUCCCACCUUUGAUAACCACUUGUAGUCUAUACCUGAAGGUAUAGUCGGCAGGUUUACCUGAACAAGUAAACCUGAAUAGGUAUGAUAUCACCUACCUGUUCAGAUGUACAUUUGAAUCGUUCCUGUUCAGGUAAACCUUUACAGGUAUACCUGUUUAUGUGUAACUUCCGUAAGACACAAGUACAAAGUAAAGCACAAUUAGAUUAGCCAUAGAUUUUUUUAUUUUGAUUCGAAGUAUCAGAAAUACAAAGAUAAUUGUAUUCAUAUAGGAAAUAAGUAUUUUGACAAAAAUAAACGCACAUUUGGCUAAGCAUAUGCUGUAAAAAAAAAAUCUAUGUUUUAUAUGCUUAAUCGUAUAAAUGUAAAUGGGAUCUCUCGUUUGAUAUCUUAAAAAAUCUGAUGUUUAAAAAGACACGUUUUCAUAAAUGUUUAUAUGACUGAACAAGAAUGUGUUUUUAGAAAAGAUAUUAUAAGUGUUUCUAUAGUUACAAGUUGUCAUAUUAUGAAAAUGCUUGAACAAGAGAACAUGAAGGGUAAUGUGCCAUUUUCAAAUCAAUGUAAAUAAAAUGUU
Molecule: messenger RNA, 3288 nt
Organism: Macrobrachium nipponense
Lineage: Eukaryota; Metazoa; Arthropoda; Malacostraca; Decapoda; Palaemonidae
Product: sodium-dependent noradrenaline transporter-like
Exons: 14
Coding region: 121-2223 (700 amino acids)
Biological process (GO): sodium ion transmembrane transport
Cellular component (GO): plasma membrane
Source: RefSeq, a predicted model, not a curated record